Messenger RNA from Gopherus flavomarginatus (Mexican gopher tortoise), 1633 nucleotides. RefSeq names its product serum response factor binding protein 1 (gene SRFBP1). The record is from RefSeq and is a predicted model, not a curated record. Gene Ontology annotation, cellular component: nucleus; 90S preribosome. Bases 113 to 1426 code for a protein of 437 amino acids. NCBI's taxonomy places the organism in Eukaryota, Metazoa, Chordata, Testudines, Testudinidae. The transcript is spliced from 8 exons. Gene Ontology annotation, biological process: maturation of SSU-rRNA.
GUCUUUGCAAAGAGUGUGAGCCGAGGGGGCCGCGCUUCCCCACGCCCCGGGGCUGCUGGCUCGCGUGGGCUGUCGCGGUGUCUUGGGGUCCGGAGCGGCGGCCGUCGCCGCCAUGGCGCAGGUGCUGAACCUCAACAAUGAGGUUGUGAAGAUGAGAAAAGAGGUGAAGAAGGCCAGAGUUCUUACCAUUCGCAAACUCACCAGACACAUUGCAAAACUUAAAUUAAAAAAGGGUUCGGAAGAUAUGGUACUAAAGAACCAAAGGCGAGCAGAGAGAUUACUAGAAGAAAUUCAUGCCAUGAAGGAAAUGAAACCGGAUCAAGUAACCAAACUUGCUCUUGGAGGAGAGAUCAAUUUUGAGCAAGUCUGCAAAAAGCCAAAUUCCACUGCAGCUGACAGAGCGACUGCUAGACUAGCAGCAAACCCACUGUUAAAGACAAAAAUUGCUGAUAUUAAAGCUGCAGUAAAAGCCUUUAAGGAUGCAAGACAGAAGCCACCUAAAACUCAAUCUUCAUAUGAUCAUAAAUCAGAAGAACAGCUUUCUCAAAAGCCUAAAUUGAGGCAACAUUCUAAUAGCAAUGUAGAUAACCAGACACAUACACUGGUUCUAAAACAGCAAGAAGCUAAAACCAAGAUGAAUGUGAAAACAGCUACUAACAUAGAAAAUAAACAAAUCUGUGAGAGCGAAUGUGAGCAGAAAUCUUCAGAAACUGAAAUAACAGAUUUUCCAGGCGAUUUCUCAUUGCAAACUUCAGAAGAACAUUCCGUAGUUCAGGAUCAAACAGAAAUGACAAUUGACUGGCCAAAAAGAAAAAAAAUUACAAGUGCGAACAGGUUCAGGAUAACGAACAAAUCAAAGAGUGAUGUUAGUGAUAUGGAAGAAUUUGAUAACAAAGAGUAUUUUGAUGACAGCACGGAAGAGAGGUUUUAUAACCAGUCAUCCGAUUCUGAAGAUAGUAUUAGCGAUGAUGAUUUCUUCAUCGGCAAAGUAAAGAAAAAGAAGAAGAAAGUGGCAAAUAGUGACCUUUCUUCAGCAAAGGAAAAGAAAAGACUAAACAAAACAAAAGGCUCAAAGUUUAUGACGAUGCAGGAUGUCAUCACAGAAGAAAGUAAACCAAGUGCAAAAGCAAUGAAGUUGGAAUCAGUAUUUUGCAAAUCUCUGUCCAGAUCUGAUCAGAAAUCCAAAAAUAUGAAGAGAAAUGUUAACUAUCAGACUUCCAAAAACAGAAGAACAGCUUUUCCAAAAAAUGAACUGCGGGUAAAGAGAGCACACCUUGCUAAAGCUGCAGGUAUAAAAUAUGAAAAUAAAAAAGAGCAUUUAGAGCAACCGCUUCAUCCUUCGUGGGAAGCAAGCAAGAAGCGUCGGGAACAAAUAUCUCAAAUUACAGCAUUCCAGGGGAAAAAGAUUAAAUUUGAUGAUGAUUAAACUUUUUUAAUGUAAAUUCAUAUUGUUAAAGAAGAUUCUUAUAGUUCCCCUCUAGUUCGGUAUCUACUUUUGAGCUGUAACAACUUGUGUUUUGACUGGACCUUUGUGACCCAGAUAUUAUAGAUUGAUAAGAGAAUAUUUAUCUUCUUGAUUGAGAUGAUACUUGCAAAAUUGUUUGGAAACUAAACCUUUUGCAGUAUUUGAGAA